Molecule: messenger RNA, 1647 nt
Organism: Colletotrichum destructivum
Lineage: Eukaryota; Fungi; Ascomycota; Sordariomycetes; Glomerellales; Glomerellaceae
Exons: 2
Coding region: 1-1647 (548 amino acids)
Source: RefSeq, a predicted model, not a curated record
AUGGCCUCUUCUAGCAAGAACCCUGGUGACGCGAGCCACGACGACAGACUCAUGUUCUACUACACAUUGGGAAACAAGGCCUUCGAUGACGAGAUCGGUCCCAAGGACCAUUUUCAGAUUGUUUUCUACCGUGGCGAAGCUGGGAAGGUGCAGAAGACCAGCAACGCUAAAGCCAAGGGCAAGGGCAAGGCUAUUGCGACCGACGACAAAGAGACCGACGAACAGCUCCUUGAACGCUUUGGACAGUUUCGAGGAAGCUUCGGCGUCUCGAUCAAGACUUCUGACUUCAACGUCAAAAUAAGCAAACAGGCCAUCCUCCCACUCGACCUACAAGAUGCAAUCAAGAACAACGAAAAGCUCCUCGUCUUAGUUGGCUACUACAUCAUCAACGCCGACGUCAAUGAUGGUCCAAAGGGUUCUAUCACCAACACCAGGCACAGGCCUCAAAAGCCAGGUGACUUUGACGUCAACAAUAUCUAUCAUGUCGGGUACAAGAUGGGUGUAUCUGGAAAGGGCAAGGACGCAUUUGCUCUCGUCAACCCGGAUGAGACCGGCCUUUGUGAAAUCGCGAAGGUGCCUCAAGGCAGCGCCAACGUCUUCUUCGCAAGCAACUUUAUCGACGUGGACACCGGCAACAAGAAGCAUCGCAAGCAAAACUUGGGCCAUUCCAUCAGUUCUUUCACAGAUCCCCAGAAGAUGUUCAGUCAGGCCCGAGACACCUUCAAGCAGGCAACUCGACCUUUUGGUCAGCCGGCACAGAAUCGCCUGUACGAGCCGAUGAGAGCAGAGGAUAUGGCGCUCAAGGCCCAUCUUCUUAACCUGAAGGCAAGAUUGGGCAAUCUCGACCCUCAGAAAGAUCACCAUGCCAUCUCGUUCUUGAUAAAACACCUGGAGCAGGUUGGAAUCAACGACCCAGGAACCCAGAAGAACGAGCACCUUGUUCGUCUCAUCUGCAUUGACGAGGACUUUGAACGCAUCCACGCCCAGGGUGCAAUUCAGGAAGCAAAGGAUCUCUGGCCCAACUUAUUCGAGAUACAAAGUGCUAAGCCCCUUGACACUGAGUUGAUGUUCCGGAUCGGCUCUGCUCUUAGACACGGUACUAUGAAGCACACCGUCAUCGUGGAGUAUACAUUCCUCAACACUUUCCUGGGUCUUGUGGUCCUGAUGGAUCCUAAGGGAGAGGAAAGAGACGUGCCUGACAUUGGGGAGUCCUGGCUGAAGUACGUGCGACAUGUCUACGAGUCCACCUUGAAACUGCAAUGGCAGGCGCCUGCCAACAGCAGCAAAGACAACAAGGAAAUUCAGCGAGACGCCACACUCGAGUCUAUCAAGCUAGCCCUUCAGUCUCUUUCCAGCAUGACGCGCCGCGCAGGAGAGUCCAUCUCACAGCACGCCGUUCGGGCUUUCAAGCUGAAGACAAUUCCUCCCCGUAUGGCCACAGAGGAUGCACUGUUUGGCCUCACCAACAGCAAUGACUAUGGCGCUGUCCGUUUCUGUGCUCUUGCCAUUUGGAGGAACAUUGCGGAUGAGUUUGGGGAGGUGUAUAGCGGCCCCAUUCUUACAGGAAUCACAGAGGUGGAGGAGCGCCUCGAGGCCUACAUCCAGAGGCAGGCAGACGCCGAGGGCACUAUGGAAGCCGAGGCAUAG